This is a messenger RNA of Zea mays, 1359 nucleotides long. RefSeq lists its product as uncharacterized. Gene Ontology annotation, molecular function: DNA-binding transcription factor activity, RNA polymerase II-specific; RNA polymerase II cis-regulatory region sequence-specific DNA binding. Gene Ontology annotation, cellular component: nucleus. The transcript has a single exon. The record is from RefSeq and is marked provisional. The coding region runs from base 52 to 1017 and encodes 321 amino acids. NCBI's taxonomy places the organism in Eukaryota, Viridiplantae, Streptophyta, Magnoliopsida, Poales, Poaceae. Gene Ontology annotation, biological process: regulation of DNA-templated transcription.
GCGGCGAGCCAGCAAGAACUGGUGGUGUCGUCGAGCGGUGGCGCGGGAGGGAUGGAGGGCGGCGAUGGCUGCGGCUCCUCGGCGGCGGCGUCGGGGUCCGGGAGGGUGACGCGGCGGUGGACGCCGGAGGAGGACGACCUGCUGCGGCGCGCGGUCGCGCGGCACGGGCCGCGGAAGUGGCCCGAGCUCAGCGUCGAUAUCCCCGGUCGGUCCGGAAGGUCGUGCCACCGGCGGUGGGUCCAGCAUCUCAGCCCCGGCCUGGAGCGUCGCGCCUUCACGCCCGAGGAGGACGCCGUCAUCGUCGCGGCGCAAGCGAUGUACGGCAACAAGUGGACCACCAUCGCGCGGAUGCUCCCCGGCCGCACCCGCACCGAUAUCUCCAUCAAGAACCGCUGGAACUCCGCGCUGCAACAACAUUGCAGGGCGGCGACCGCCAGCGCCAACACCGCCGGGUGCGCCCUCCCACUGCGGCCGGCGACCACGGCCCCCGUGCCGAUUCCCGAUCUCAUGUAUCUCAACAAGAAGUUGGCGGCGGCUGAGGCAUCCCUUCCGUUCCCUCGUCUGGAGCCAAAGGACGACGAGGACGACGAGGACAUGGACGAGACGGGCGAGGACGAGGACAUGAACGAGCUGGGGGACGACGGCAGCAGCGAGGUCUUCCCGCCCGUGCCGGCGGUGCCGCUCACGCUAACCCUCAGCCUCUCUUCCGGCGUCCACGGCACCCUCGCAUCGCAGAGCACCUUCGCAUCUGCGGCGACCCUCGCAUCGGCGGCUACCCUCGCAUCGCAGAGCACCCUCGCAUCGCAGAGCACCUUCGCAUCGGCGGCGGCGACAGCGGGGAGUGCCAUGACAAUGAGGUCGAAUCUUGGGCAGGAUCCGUGGUUGGUGCCUGCGUUGCGGCUGAUUGUUAGCGAUGAGGUGCAGCGGAAGAUGCAGGAGAUGCCGCAGGUCACGGCUCCGGCCAGCAGGAGCAGCGCCGAUGCUGCCGACGGUAGUGCCGCGAACGGCCAGGACUGAUUGAUGGAGCCGUGACGGAGUGGCGGGCGGCGUUCGUCCUAACGAGCUUCAAUUCACCAUCGUCUAAACUGUUUGUUCGUUUGUUCGCUAAGCCCAUGAACAUGCACACCAUCUGUUGGUUUUUUAAAUUGUUUUGGUGGUGUAGUCACUUAUAUCUUUAGUCGUGUUUUUUUACUCAGCUGUGCCUUUACAGUGUUAUAGAAUAGAAAGGCACAACUGAAUAAAAAAUACAACUAAAGGUAUAUGUAAAUACACCAUCAAAAUUAAGGGCAUCAAUUUAAAAGUAGCAGUGAUAUACGAACUUACGCGGACUAUGCCGAUAUAUAGAUUGAAGCUUUCGAG